Molecule: messenger RNA, 2446 nt
Organism: Daphnia carinata
Lineage: Eukaryota; Metazoa; Arthropoda; Branchiopoda; Diplostraca; Daphniidae
Gene: Hsl
Product: hormone-sensitive lipase-like
Biological process (GO): triglyceride catabolic process; cholesterol metabolic process
Cellular component (GO): cytosol
Molecular function (GO): triacylglycerol lipase activity; sterol ester esterase activity
Source: RefSeq, a predicted model, not a curated record
UGUACGCCUUCUAUAUCACUAUGCAGUUUCUUAUCGGAAGAACAGUCUGUCGGCAGCUUUACUCGCCACUAAGUCGUGGUUUUACGCUGUCACAAAAAAGAAAGUCGCAAAUGAGUCAACAAGUUAUUACAUUAGCAGUGGAAAAUGCCGACUACUUUUUGAAGGACACUAGCAAGUCUGGAAAAGCACUGUGUGUUGGUUUUCAACAGCUAGCAGAACAAUGCCAGGAAGUCACUCCGUUGCUGGACAAAAUUACACGAGAAGCUCCGAAAUUUGAUCUAGAUACAGAAACUCCAGGAAAUGGAUAUAGGAGCUUUGUAAUCAUAUUUAAUGCUUUAUUCAAACGAUGUUCAUCUCUGUGUGAUCUGGUUAAAAGUCAGAGAUCGCAAGCUGUAUUCAACCUGUACAAAUAUUCUUAUAUUCAAGAUCUCAAGUCGUGGAAUGAAAUGCUAGUGUCCUUGAACACUUUUCUCGAGCACCUCAACACUUUGUUGGAAUGGAAUGAGAAGGACCAUGUUCGUUCCCUGUUUCCAUCUGAAACACACUCUUCGCAAGAGUUACUCGAUAAAGCCAGAACCAUUGAAUCAUACAGUUUUUAUGGCCGUCAUGCAGCUUUCCAAUACUGCAACUCCAUAGAGAGUGUUCUGAAGGGUCUGUUGACAAUCAUGGCAGGCUACAGUGAUUAUUACUUUAGCACGUCUCCUCAUCUCUGGCGUGUAGCCAAAAGCCUUUUCAUGAGCACGCAGUAUACUCUUGAUGCCGAACAUCGUGCAAGACGGAUAGUCCACGCAUCCCAGUAUGCAACCGUGGACUUUUGCAAGUCCUUUUGGUUUCUAGCUGAAUCGGAUCUAAUGAAAAAAGUACCUGACCGUAUGUGCCCUGCAAUCAGGGUUAACCAACUCAUUCUCAUCCCACCUGAGCCACUCCAGAUCGACUCCAUGAAAUACAAACCUGUUAAUAUACCUGUCCCCAGCGCCCACGGACCAACAGCACCUAUACAAGUUCGUUUACUGAGUGCAAAAGGCCGACCUGGAAUGCCGGGGCAAAACGAUUACUCUGAAGCGACUGUCUCUGACAGCUUAGUCAUCCAUUGCCAUGGAGGAGGAUUUGUUGCGCAGAGCUCACAGUCGCAUGAAACAUACCUACGUCAUUGGGCGGUUGCCUUGGAUAUACCCAUUCUUUCGAUUGACUACUCUCUAGCACCGGAAUACGCUUUCCCUCGUCAGUUGCAAGAAAUACUCUUUGUUUAUGCGUGGAUACAACGUAACCCAAGCAUAGCGGGAACAACAGCUAAAAAGAUCAUAUUCGCUGGCGAUUCAGCUGGUGCUAAUUUAAUGCUAGGUGUGACAUUGUGGGUUUCGGAUAUGAACUUACGUCUUCCUGACGGUAUCUUUUUGGCAUAUGUUCCAUUGCUGGUUCAGUUUGAACCUUCGCCGUCUCGGCUUCUCUGCCUGUUGGAUCCGUUAUUGCCUUUUGGAUUCAUGAUGCGAUGCCUCAGCGCUUAUGCUGGCCAACCCGAUAUGCUGACUCAGUCCAGCGGUAGGUACACCGAAACUGACGGCAAAGUCAAGGAAAUUGUAAAGAAAGCCGAUUCGUGCUCAUCGUCGCAGGACGCAAGUGAACACCCUGCUAAACAUAAUACUGUUCUUGAACCUGAACUGCUGGAUCGACUGAAGGCGCAUAGCCCUGUAGACGAGUUGGACAUGUUUCGCGUCUCUAGCACUCCACUGAUGUCUCCAUUUUUGGCGUCAGACAGUGCCCUGAAGAAACUUCCGCCUAUAAGUCUUCUUUCGAUCGAGCUCGAUCCUUGUCUGGAUGAUUCUGUCGAGUUUGCAAAAAGGUGUCGUCGUUUAGGUUGUGAUAUUCGCCUCGAUAUCCUUCCAGGGUUACCACACGGGUUUCUCAAUUUCGCUUUGCUCAGCCGUGAAGCCAAGGAAGGAUCAAAGCUGUGUGUCAAAAGAAUUCGCGAACUGUUCAAAAAGUGUAGCGAUGCAGCCCUUUAAAGAAAAAUAGUUGUGAUAUUAGUUGUUUCUUUCUCGUGGUAGUUUACUUAAUUUUCCUUUCAUACUAGUCCUAAUCUUCGCUUUUUCUAAACUCGUCUUACGUGCGUGUAUAAAUGUUUCAUGCAUGCUGAAAAUUUAGUUUGUACAAGACUGGGUAGACAAUGCCAGCAAUUUAGAUUUGAAAUUACUGCAGGGAUUUUUCUUACAAAACUAGUAUGGCUGUUCCAGUUUGCCGAGUAAAGUCCUACAACAUCAAAAAUGGUAUUUAAUGAUUCACGUGAACUGGUUUCCAAAACAAAAUAUGUUUACCUUACUCAACGAGGUUUUUUUCAUAAGUGGAACAAGCUGGUUUGCAGACGGACAAUGGCGGAAAACUUGCAAAAAUUGAAAAUAAAAUGUGCUAAAACUGUAAAGCUGUUUCUAAAAAUAUAGAAUCUGAAUCA